AUGCCUUAUUCACUUUGUCUUCCUAUAUUUUAUCCAUGUGAUAAUCAUUUUAAUUAUAAUGCACUAGGAUGUGGUACUGCAUGUUACAUCUUUGAAUCAAUAGCAGGAAUAACAACGUGGAUUAUUAGUAUUCUUGGACCAUUAUUGAUUAUUUUAUUUGCAAAUCUUUUCCUUAUUAUGAAAGUACAUCAACAUAAAUGUUUACAAUAUAUUUCAUGGUUUCCAAUAAGUCUAAUUUCUGCGAUAGACGCUAUAUCAUCAACGGUAACUAUUCUCGAAUUACGUCUUGAAUGGCUAUCAUUUGGCUUUAUUUAUUUUCCUGUACUUUGUUCUCCAGUAAUGUCAAUCAUUGCUUUACCUGAACUGAAAAAUGAAAUAAUUCAAUGGAUUCAAGAGCAACGUGAUAUUUUUAAUACUCGAAUUCAUCCUAUGAUUAGACGUCCUAGUGUACUUCAACGUAUGUUAUAA
Rotaria sp. Silwood1 is the source of this 468-nucleotide messenger RNA. The record is from the annotation of a GenBank genome assembly. NCBI's taxonomy places the organism in Eukaryota, Metazoa, Rotifera, Eurotatoria, Philodinida, Philodinidae.